CGCAGGAGCAGUAGGUGCAGCGGCUUGGUCGCGACAGGUGCGCUGAGUAGAGCGCCGGGACCCGCGGCAGGGCUCAUAGCAGCGCAGAGGAAAGACGGCCUGGAGCCAGGUAUUCCGGUAUCUGUAGACAAGAUGGAAUCAACUCCAUUUAAUAGACGGCAAUGGACUUCACUAUCAUUGAGGGUCACAGCCAAAGAACUUUCUCUGGUCAACAAGAACAAGUCAUCGGCUAUUGUAGAAAUAUUCUCCAAGUACCAGAAAGCAGCUGAAGAAACAAACAUGGACAAAAGGAGAAACAACACUGAAAAUCUCCCCCAGCACUUCAGGAGGGGGACCCUGACCGUGUUAAAGAAGAAGUGGGAGAACCCAGGGCUGGAAGCAGAGUCUCACACAGACUCCCAGCGAAACAGCAGCACUGAGAUUAGGCACAGAGUGGGCCAUCCUUCUGCUGAAGUGACAAGCAACACUGCUGUGGGAGCCGAAGCUGACCAAGAGGAACGAAUUCACCCCAGACCUACGUUGGGCUCAGCUCCUGAAGCUCUCAUUCAGUCUCGGUAUCCCCACAUCAAGGACAGUGAGGAUCUUAAAGACCACUCAACAGAAAGUAGGAAGAUGGAAAAUUGUCUAGGAGAAUCCAGGCAUGAUGUAGAGAAAUCUGAAAUCAGUGAAAAUACAGAAGCUUCAGGCAAAAUAGAGAAAUAUAAUGUUCCACUGAACAGGCUUAAGAUGAUGUUUGAGAAGGGUGAACCAACUCAAACCAAGAUCCUUCGGGCCCAAAGCCGAAGUGCAGGUGGAAGCAGAACCUCUGAAAACAGCUACUCUCUGGAUGACUUGGAAAUAGGCCCAGGUCAGUUAUCAUCUUCUGCAUUCAACUCAGAGAAAAACGAGAGUAGGCGAAAUCUGGAACUUCCACGCCUCUCUGAAACCUCCAUAAAGGAUCGAAUGGCCAAGUACCAGGCAGCGGUGUCCAAACAAAGCAGUUCAACCAACUAUACAAAUGAGUUGAAAACCAGUGGUGGUGAAAUCAAAAUUCAUAAAUUGGAGCAAAAGGAGAAUGUGCCCCCAGGCCCUGAGGUCUGCAUCUCCCAUCAGGAGGGAGACAAGGUUUCUGCAACUGAGAAUAGCCUGGCAUUCCGUUCCACCGCUGCUGAAGAUGACUCCCCAGGUAACAUCCAGGUGAAGAGUGAGGUCCAACAGCCUGUCCAUCCCAAGCCACUAAGUCCCGAUGCCAGAACCUCCAGCCUUUCCGAAAGUUCUCCUCCCAAAGCAGUGAAGAAGUUUCAGGCACCUGCAAGAGAGACCUGCGUGGAAUGUCAGAAGACAGUCUACCCGAUGGAGCGGCUCUUGGCCAACCAGCAGGUGUUUCACAUCAGCUGCUUCCGUUGCUCCUAUUGCAACAACAAGCUUAGCUUAGGCACAUAUGCAUCUUUACAUGGGAGAAUCUACUGUAAGCCUCACUUCAAUCAGCUCUUCAAAUCCAAAGGCAACUAUGAUGAAGGCUUUGGGCACAAACCGCACAAGGAUCUGUGGGCGAGCAAAAAUGAAAAUGAAGAGACUCUGGAGAAACCAGCCCCGCUUCCAAAUGCAAGAGAGACCCCUCAGAGCCCAGGAGUAGAAGAUGCCCCCAUUGCUAAGGUGGGCGUGCUGGCUGCAAGCAUGGAAGCCAAGGCCUCCUCUCUGCGGGAGAAGGAAGACAAGCCGGCAGAAACCAAGAAGCUGAGGAUCGCCUGGCCACCCCCAACCGAACUUGGCAGUUCUGGAAGUGCCUUGGAAGAAGGGAUCAAAGUGUCUAAGCCCAAAUGGCCCCCUGAGGAUGAAAUCAGCAAGCCUGAAGCACCUGAGGAUGUGGAUCUGGAUCUGAAGAAGCUGAGACGGUCCUCUUCGCUGAAAGAAAGAAGCCGCCCAUUCACGGUAGCAGCUUCAUUUCAAACCACUUCUGUCAAGAGCCCCAAAGCUCUGUCCCCACCUAUCAGGAAGGGCUGGAGCAUGUCAGAGCAGAGUGAGGAGUUUACAGGAGGAACAGUAGUAGAGAGGAAACAAGUGGAAAAUGCCAAGGCUUCCAAGAGGAAUGGGAGCGUGGGCAAAACAACCUGGCAACACAAGGAAUCUGGGGGUGGAGAGGCAGGGAGAAGUAAGGAGCCUCAUGGCUUUGAGAUAGGGGAUGAGAAUCUUGUAGAAAAUGGCGCAAACUUAGAUGAAGAUGACAGCAGCUUCCUCAGACAGCAGUCUCCACUACAACCCAAGUCUCCAAAUUGGCCCGGUGUUGUAGACAACACCUCUACUAGAGAAUUCACUCCUCAGAUAUCCCAGGAUGUGGGAUUCUGGGAUGGAGAAGCGGUCCAAGAGCUCUCUGUGGAAGAGCAGAUAAAGAGAAAUCGGUACUAUGACGAGGAUGAGAAUGAAGAAUGACACGUUGCAGCGGUGCUGGGCCUUAAGUUCAUGUUAGUGUUAGUGAGCCACUUGCCCUUUGUCCAAGCGUCACGUACAGAAACAGCUAUUGUAGCGUAAAAUGUAAUUUAUGUGGAAGUAACUUUGGAAAAGAGUUUCUGCUUCAAAAACAAACCUUACUGCAGCUUAAGUGAACCAAUUCUAAGUAUUAGGGAUAAUAGUACUUAAAUCUUCCAUUUUAGAGUGAUGAUAUGUAUAAGUGCUUUAAGGUCUUAUAAAGUGGGGAAAUACUCCAACUGAUCUAGUCCAGUUCCACUGCAUUCUGGAAAGGCAACAUUAAAGUAGGUAGAUGAUUAGUAAGACAUUGUAACACUAUAAAUACUAUUGUGGAAUUAAAGAAUUUACAGAAGGGAUUUAGAGGCUUCAACAUUAUGAUGGAAUGCACUUUAGUAUAAAGGGCACAGUUUGUGUAUUUUAAAUGAAUACCAAUGUAAUUUUUUAGUAUUCAUCUGUUAAGAGAUCAAAUGUUUUAGUCUUUUAAAAAUUUUGUAGGUUAAUUUUCUUACUUUGAUAUAUAUGGGGGGAUUUACUGCUUUGCUUCCUGCUCUCCAUGCUGGACUGAAUCAUUGAGGUAUAACACAGCCAUCUUUUCAGAGCACUUUUUGAGGCAGUUGAAGAACCAACCCACAUGCUUUGGUGCUUGGAGAGAUCCUGUCUCCCAAAUAAGCUAUGGUAUUGCCAAUGAGUUUGACUAAACCUCAAGUGAUUGCUUUCUUUCCUGGUGGUAUCUGUGCUUCUCAUAAGUUACUGAAAGCUGCAGUAUUUUUGGAAGACCUUUGGGAUGUGAGAGCAAAGUGAGGAGUUUAAAGGAGGAAUAACAGAGAGAACCGCCUUACACCCCUUGAGUCCUGACCUCUGAACCCUGGUAUUCCACUUUGGAUGUACCCUUUCUGAGAUACUAAUUUUUAAGUACUUAUUAGCUCUGAAAUACAUUGAUGUUUAUGGCACACGGUAUUCCCAGGGUGAAAUUAAACCAACUGUAGGCCUUUUUCUGGGGAGGGUUUUCUACUAUUAGGGCUUUGGAACACAUCUGUUGUACAUAAUUGAUAUUCCAAAUCCAAAUUGUAUGUAUGGGAGGGAGAGGUGUUUCAAGCUAUAGCUUUUCUUUGUACUGCAUUUAUAGAGAUUUAGCUCUAAUAUUUUUUAGAGUUGUAAAAUAUUCUGCUUUCUUACAGUCUUGCUUAGUUUGGAACAUUUUUAUUCAAUAAAGCUUUUGAUUAAAAUUUGAA
This is a messenger RNA of Carlito syrichta (Philippine tarsier), 3677 nucleotides long. It is a transcript of the gene LIMA1, whose product is annotated as LIM domain and actin binding 1. The record is from RefSeq and is a predicted model, not a curated record. The transcript is spliced from 11 exons. Gene Ontology annotation, biological process: actin filament bundle assembly. Gene Ontology annotation, molecular function: actin filament binding. The coding region runs from base 133 to 2409 and encodes 758 amino acids. NCBI's taxonomy places the organism in Eukaryota, Metazoa, Chordata, Mammalia, Primates, Tarsiidae. Gene Ontology annotation, cellular component: actin cytoskeleton; plasma membrane.